AUGUUCAGGUACGAGCUGUCUAAACAUCGAUCACGUCCACCAUGCAUGGGUAUUCAUCGGCGAACACGCCUUAAUGUUGUAGACAACUCAGCUCUCGGUAAAGAAGCCCAUAUGUCCGGAAAACAAGCGUAUUGCAUUGAUGUUUAUAAGCAAGGCCGACGGAAGAAACAUUUGCCACAUGCGACUCUUGGUGACAAGAUCCUUGUCGCGAUUCGUGGUCAGAUGCGGAAGGCCUACGUUGUCGGAGCUAAUACUCAUGUUCAUUUACGUAAACAUGGAGUGCCAGUCACUGAUACCAACAACAUUGUUUUACUGGAUGAAGAGGGAAAUCCACUUGGAAAUCCGAAUCACAUCACCGAUACCAGUGAAACUCUUAGAAAACAAAAAUAA
Messenger RNA from Cooperia oncophora, 390 nucleotides. The record is from the annotation of a GenBank genome assembly. NCBI's taxonomy places the organism in Eukaryota, Metazoa, Nematoda, Chromadorea, Rhabditida, Trichostrongylidae.